GGAUGGAUUGCCGCCAACACAAAGUCCUUUAAAACCCUUUCCUUCUCCCAAAUUUCUUUACACUUCAUUUCAUUCCCCAAUCUCUUUCAGAGUUUCGCGUUCAACUGGUUUGAUCUUCUUCCCUUUCAUUUCCAAUUUCUUUUUCGUCUUUCACGUCGAAGCUAAAUUUUUUUUUCACGAAUCCGUCUUUUACAUGCAUUGCCUUGGAAAAAGGAAAAAAAAAUAACUUUAUUGGGGGUUUUGGGAAUGGGUGUGUUAUGAAAUUUUCAAUCUUUUUGGUUUCUUGUUGUGAAAGAACAUUGUAACUUAAAGUUCAUUCAGGGUUCCGUCGGUAACGACUGAAUUUACUAACUUUGUUGCCUGAAUUUCCUUGUUUUUGUGCAAAUGGGGCUCCUAGAAUCAAGUCCACAAUGCCAGGAAAGCCUAAUUUGAAUCCACCUACACUCUCAUGUGUUCCAGUCUCCGGGACUGAAGACGAACUAGAUUCCAAGAAUCACAAAGAAGGUUCCGGUAAUCACGAAAAAGAAGGUUCCAUGAAUCACGAAGAAGAAGGUUCCAGGAAACACGUUGGGAAAGACUCCAAGACUCGCGAAGAAGGUUCCAAAAGUCACGUAGAAGAAGAUUCCAAGGAUCACGAAGAAGAAGGUUCUAAGAAAGAAGUAGAAGAAAGUUCAGAGAAUUAUGAAGAAGAAGGUCCUAAGAAUCAAGUUGAAGAAGGUUCCAACAAUAACGAGGAGGAAAAUCCCAAGACUCGCGAAGAAGAUUCCAAGAACCAUGAAGAGAAAGAUUCCAAGAACCUCGUAGAGAAAGACUUCAAGAACCACAAAGAAGAGGAUUCCAAGGAUCACGAAGAAAAUAAUUCCAAGAACCCCGAAAAAAAAUAUUCCAAGAAACAGAAAAAGAGUUCUUCCAAGAAGCUCGAAAAAAAAGAUAUCAAGAAAAAGCUAAACAUUCCGUUGGUUGAGACCCUUAUUCAAACUCGUGUCAGAAAACUUACCGAGUCUUUGCGUCAAGAGGAGCUCGACCGACAAGCUUGGGUUUCUUCACAAAUGGCAGAGUGGCUUGAGGCAGAAGCUGAAAUGGAUAUUCGAUAUCUAAAGAAGUCAUUUCCUGAUAUUUCUCAACAAUCCCUUACAGAUGUAUACCUUGUCAACGGUGGUGAUCUGGGAGAUACCUUGGACAUGCUCAGCCUGCUUGAGAGUGAUGACUUGGGGCCUUCUGAAAUACCGGAUAUCGAUGAUCCUUCAAAACCUGUGCCAGCAGAUGAUGAUUCUACUUCACCAAAAGAGAAGCAACCUGAAAAAUAAGCCAGUGCUUCGCCAAAUCUCAAUAAAGCAAUCAGCAAGUGUAAAUGUAGGAAAGUUUAUCUUUGACAGCACAUUUUUUUUGUUUGUUUACUUCUGAGCUGGUUGAAUAUUAUUUUGCUUUUGGUAGCGAAAGUGUUAAAUUUUGCA
This is a messenger RNA of Vigna umbellata (rice bean), 1454 nucleotides long. Lineage: Eukaryota; Viridiplantae; Streptophyta; Magnoliopsida; Fabales; Fabaceae. The record is from RefSeq and is a predicted model, not a curated record.